GGGGAUGAUCGCAAUAUACAAUUACGAGUAUCCAAAAUUCUUAGGAUUCCGUUAUGGAUAUUUUAGAAAUCAGGAUGUCAGUGGUCAAAUAUAAUAUUAAUAUUUGAUUUAAUUACUUAAUUAAAAUUUAAGCAGGAAAUAUAAGUUAAUUAUAUUGUGAAAUGUGUAGAGGGUAUCUCAUUUUUCUUGAAUAUCUGGGUUGACAGAAUUUUCUAACAUUUCUACAUUCUUUUUUUUUCUUUUUCAAUUUUUUAUAUUGGAUAAAAACUUUUUGAGAUAUUUCCAUUGUGGAUGCUCUUUGAAUAUGAAAUGACUUUCAUAUAAAUGUAUGUAUAAUAUCAAUAAAUUUAUUUAAUAAUUAAAUAAAGUAAAAAUUGUGAGAAUGUUCUAAUAUUUAUAAAAAUCAUCUUGAAUUAUUUUGUAUUGGCAUUUCAUUUUUAGAUGGAUUUUGCAUACUUAAAAUAUUUUAAGUUAUCCAAUAUAUAUUGAUCCAAAAUACAACACUGGAGAUAAUAACUGUAACAUAUAAAUACAUAGUUUAAUAUUUGGUUUCAAAUUUCCAUAUAUAAUUUUGUGGUCUUAAAAGUAAUAUUUUCAAAAUAACACCUAAAAAUCGACCUUUUUAGAAAUCAACUAUUUUAUGAAAAUUAUCAGUAUUUUCUAGAAAUUUAAUAUAUAAGCAAACUUAUUAUCUACAUAUUAACUCAUAACUUGCAAAAUAAAACUUGUAACCUUUUACAUUUUAUCAUAAAUUGUCUUGUUUUCUCGACAAGAUUGAUGUAUUUUAUGAAAGUCAAUUUUUUUACAUAUUCUUCAAUUUAAAGCAUGAGACAAAAAUAAUAUAAGCAUAGCAGUGUUUUAUGGAAGUUUCUAUCCAAUGAAUAUGUGGAUAACUACGACUUUAAUGAUAUGGCGAUCACAUUAACCGCAUGACGUCGAGAAAAGAAAAUGAUUUUUUCAACUUAAAAGAAAUAUAGGAGACAAUAGAUAACAGUAGUUUAAAUACUAUAUUACAAAAUUUUAAUCAAGAGAAUUAGUAUAUUUUUCUUCAAAAUCUACAUCUUAUCCAGAUACAAAUCUGGCGGACAUUUUGUUAUACAUAAAUAAGCCAGAGAUACUUGUUUCCUGUGUCAAAACAAAAAUAUAUGGUAAGUUCUUAACAAGGCACAAGUACUAAUGGUAAAGAUGAUAAAGAUAUCAUACUAAACAAAAAUAUAUGGUAAGUUUCAUAAACAUUUCAUCUGUAAUAAAGUAAAAUGGUCAAUAUUAAAUCAUGAAAAGUCUAAUCUCUCUCCCGCUCUCUCUCUCUCUCCCACUCGAUUUGCCAAUAAAUAGAAGAUAAUUGCCACCAAACUCUUUCGCACAAGUCAUAACAGUCCGUUCAAAGAUAUCAUCUUCUUUUCUUUUAAUCGUCUUCUUUGUUAUGGCGGAGAUAUCGGGAAAUGGCCACGACGACGCCAGAGAAGGAGCGGUGGUGGUGAACAUCAAUGAAGAACACGAACGUCAACAACAUAAAGAAGCUAUUCACAUCUCAAAAUCCAUGAAGAAACAAGACUCUCUCCUCUCAAUCUCUGUCCCUUUCUUACAAAAGUUGAUGGCUGAGAUUUUGGGAACCUACUUCUUGAUAUUUGCUGGUUGUGCAUCGGUGGCUGUGAACGCCCAACACGACAAAGCCGUGACUCUUCCAGGGAUCGCCAUCGUUUGGGGACUCACCGUCAUGGUUCUUGUUUACUCUCUUGGUCACAUCUCCGGCGCUCAUUUCAAUCCGGCCGUCACAAUAGCAUUCGCUUCUUCCGGCCGUUUCCCUCUGAAACAGGUCCCUGCUUAUGUGAUAUCGCAAGUGAUCGGAUCGACGCUUGCCGCGGCGACUUUGCGGCUGUUGUUCGGACUUGAUCAAGACGUUUGCAGUGGGAAACAUGACGUGUUCGUUGGAACAUUGCCGGCGGGAUCAGAUUUGCAGUCGUUUGUAAUAGAGUUUAUCAUCACUUUCUACCUAAUGUUCAUCAUUUCCGGCGUCGCCACCGAUAAUAGAGCGAUUGGAGAACUUGCCGGACUAGCAGUAGGGUCUACUGUGCUACUUAACGUGAUAAUUGCCGGACCGGUAUCGGGAGCUUCGAUGAAUCCUGGAAGGAGUUUGGGACCUGCAAUGGUAUACAAUUGCUACAAAGGAAUAUGGAUAUACAUAGCGUCUCCAAUUCUUGGUGCGGUUGCGGGUGCAUGGGUUUACAACACGGUUAGAUAUACCGAUAAACCGCUGCGUGAAAUUACUAAAAGCGGCUCCUUUUUAAAAGCUUUGCAAAACAGUAGCUCUCGUUAAGAAACAAAUUAGUGGCUACGUUAAGUUAGUCAUCAGAGGUUUAGUUGUAUCAAUCAGAAGUAAAGGGGAUAAUUUGGUUUUUGAGUUUUUUUUUCUAAGGAAAUAGCUCAGGGACGCACUAAGUUUGAAUGUGGGUGUGGUAUAUGAUCCACUCAUUUUUGUUUUUCUUUAAGUAGUUAGUGUAUAAUUUACCCCUAAUCAAUAUAUUUGUUAUGUGUGCCUUAUACUAAAUAAGUUUCUGGAUACA
Molecule: messenger RNA, 2564 nt
Organism: Brassica rapa (field mustard)
Lineage: Eukaryota; Viridiplantae; Streptophyta; Magnoliopsida; Brassicales; Brassicaceae
Product: aquaporin NIP1-2
Biological process (GO): transmembrane transport
Cellular component (GO): membrane
Molecular function (GO): channel activity
Source: RefSeq, a predicted model, not a curated record